Messenger RNA from Anopheles funestus (African malaria mosquito), 1778 nucleotides. RefSeq names its product signal recognition particle receptor FtsY. The record is from RefSeq and is a predicted model, not a curated record. Lineage: Eukaryota; Metazoa; Arthropoda; Insecta; Diptera; Culicidae. The transcript has 4 exons. The coding region runs from base 352 to 909 and encodes 185 amino acids.
ACAUCGAACGCAUAUUAUUUCGUUGACAUAGCUCGCGUAGUGAAGACGUGUAUUUGCCCGUUCGUCAGUACCGUGUCGGUGAGUCAAGUUCCCGUCGUCCCGUCCGCAUUCCAGCUCCCAUUCAUACCCGGGUGAAUCCGUCCGAUCCCGAAGCGUGUGGAAAGUAAAACCAGUUACGGUAGAAUACCGAUACGCGAGACUGCAUCAAACCUCUGCUACGGACGUAUUUCUGUCAGUUGCAUUGCGGGAGAGUGAACGAACACCAGCAGCUGUAACUGUAGCUGUGCGUCCGCCCAGUUCAAGGCCAACGGUUUUCCAUCUGAUUUUCCCCCAGACAACACACGCAGCAAGAUGUUCAGCGGAAUUACUGCUUCACUAAAAAAUCUCGGCAGCAAAGCGGAAGGGCUGUUCGAUAAGAAGAAAAAGGAGGCACAAGAUUUGGCCAACGAGAAAGUGCAGGCAGCGUCCAGUUUAGCCGAGGAACAGGCGAAGAAAACGCAGGAAUCCUUCAGCAAAACCAAAUCCGAUGCGGAAGCUUUGGCGUCGUCGGCUGCCGGUGAGAUCGAUGCCACAAAGCAGCAAGCGUCAGCAGCCGCCGAAAGCACGUCGCAGGCCGCUGGAACGUUCAUGGAUCAUGCGAAACAGGCAGCGGAAAAUGCCAUACAGCAGAGUGCCGUCGUGGUAGAGCAAGCGGUCGAGGAACAGAUGAAAGUAGCAGAACAGAAGGUGGACGAAGGUAUGAAGCGGGCGAGUGAAGAAGUGGAUCGUAAGCUGCAGGAAGCAAACCGAGUGGCCGACGAGAAGCGUGGUGAGCUGGAGCAGAAAGUAACUGAUGUCGCUGCGAAGGCACAAGAGUCGGCCACCGCCAGUGCGACUGGAUUGUUGGGAAAGCUGAACCUUGGAAAGUAAAUAGCUGAAACACGCGCGCGCGCUUGACAAGAAUCCCUCCAGCACCCGUGAAAGAUGCUAGAUGCUGCUGCACAAAGCUGAGAUCGCUCGUCGUUGCUGUUGUCGGUGUUCACCACGCGCUUCGUUUCGCAAAUGCGCGCACAUUCGAUGUGCUCGUUCAACGUGAUGAUAUUAAGCUUUUUGGAUGAAUUUUUAAUACAACUAUUAUUAAUGUACCAUUAGCAUGUUUAGCACCGAAGUCGAGGAAUAGUCACCCAAACAUUGGUUGGCCUAAUUGUUUCACUGGAGUGGCUUAAUAUUGCUGCCUCAUACAACAAUACUACCAAACGAUGAAAUGAUUGCCUUACACCGCCAAGGGUAUAUUAUCCGGAGAUCCGGAAAUGGUGUGCUUCCCGUUUGGGCGAUGGAAAACAAUAGAAACGGAUUACCUGUCUAAUAUUGCCUAAUGAGCAAAAUAGCACAACACACAGCUACCUAAUCGUUACAAGCCUUAUCACAAACGCGCAGUUUUGAAUGUUGUUUAAUCCGUACAAGACAUCGUAAUGUCCAACAGUUCAUUUACAAGAUAAUGUAGUGGCGUAAACAGAAAUGCACAUUUUGUUCGGCAUAGUUGCGUCCGGGUAACGGCGCAUUCGUUUCUAAGUUCGAGAAAUGUUUUAACCAAACGGUUUUGACCAUAAUGUUUUACAAUAACGAAAUUAAAUUACUAUAUAGUAAUGUCUAAGCUCGCUCGUGUAGCAAACGAACCUUUCGGGGUGCAAGAAAUUCGACCAUUUACAUUUGGUUCAAAACUUUUAUUUUUUGUUUAACCUCCAAAGAUUGAUGGAAAAUGCAUUAAUGGCAAAUAAAUAGAUGAUAUACAAACCAAA